AUGAAAGUGUCAACGUUAACUUCAAUUUGUUUGGCUUUGAUGGCUUUUGCCAAUGCGGAAGAAGUACAUCAACAAAAGAGAGGCUUUUUUGAUGAUAUAAUAAAUGGAAUCACGGGUAACACUGCUACAGCUGCAGUCAAUUCAGCAGCAAGUGCAUCUACAACUGCAGCCGCUACAGCUGCAGCUGCAGCUGCAAGCGGAGGCUCUUCAUCUGCAACACCUGAAGAGGACGACGAGGAAGAUUGUGAAGAAGAAUCUACAACACCAUCAGCUACUAGUCCAACUGCCUCAAACACAAUAAGCAGCAACCCAACUUCAUCAGAUCCGGUCUCAUCUAACCCCGUUUCAUCAGGCUCAGUCUCCUCAGACCCGACUUCAUCAACCUCCGCUGCACCAUCUUCAUCUCAAGGGGGUCUUGAUUCUAUCUUGUCAGAUUUGUUCCCAGGCUCAUCAUCAACCCCAAGUAGCUCACAAACUAUUGCUGGUGAAUCAUCUUCAUUGUCACAAAGUUUGGAUCCUACCGCUUCAACUUUGAGUAGCACCCCAGGUUCAUCAUCCAAUUUAACAUCAACAACAUCUACCGGUGGAAAUAUCAUUUCUAGCCUUGUUAGUGACUUGCUCCCAUCAAACAGUGGCUCUCAAAGCUCCUCAAGCUCUGAACCAGAUGAUGACGAUGAAGAGUGUGAAGACGAAUCAUCUAGUCCUGUAGCCUCGAAUACCAACAUCGUCCCAACCACCACAGGAGGUAACAAUGAUCCAACUACCACUGCCGGAGGUAAUGAUGAUCCUACUACUACAACAACAUCAGGUAACUGGUUGAGCUCUUUGUUGAACCCAAGCUCCUCCGUCGCUGGUGUUUCAACCACCACAGGUAACAACUCACUGAGUUCAGCUUUAGACCAAAGUUCCUCCCUUGCAGGUGGUGCUACUACUACUACUGGAACAGGUGAAGAUGAUGACGACGAAACUGAUUGUGAAACUGCCACUGAUGAACCAACUACAACCAAUGGUGGAAAUGGUGGAAAUGGUGGUACUAGCGACCCAACAGUUACUUCUAAGCCUACCACAACUACCACCGGAUCAGGUGGUGAUGACGAUGAUGAUGAUGAAACUGAUUGUGAGACCACCACAAAUGAACCAACCACUGAUGGAAUUACCACUACCAAGUCUACCAGUAUUGCUGGUGAAUCUAAGACUACUACUGUCACCACUACAAAUUCUGGUGGUGGAGUCGAAACUAAUACUAUUACCACCCACGAUCAAGGAACUACAAAGAAUCCUACUACUACUGCCGCUGGUGGAGGUACUGUAACUGAAGCUCACACAGUUACGCUUACAUACACAGGAGCUGGACAAACGUUUACAACUUAUGUUACUCAGCAACCAGAAGAGUGUGAAGAAACUGUUUACUACACUGUCACCACUGUGGUUCCAUGCACUACUGUUGCUCCUGGUGGAGGAAUCUCAACCACUACUGUUACUGUUGUCGUUACUCAAACCGUUUACCCACAAGAUGAGAAUGAUGAUGAUUAUGAUAAUGGAUCAAGUGGAUCAGGCUCUAGUGGAUCAGGCUCUAGUGGAUCAGGCUCUAGUGGAUCAGGCUCUAGUGGAUCAAGUGGUUCAUCAGGAGACGAUGAUGAUGACUGGGAAUGGAUCGAGGAGGGUGAUGAUGAUUGUACCACAACCACUGUCAAGUCUAUUGCAACUAGUGGCAGCAGCUCUUCAGGCUCAGGCUCUUCAGGCUCAGGAUCUUCAGGCUCAGGCUCUUCAGGUUCAGGAUCUUCAGGCUCAGGCUCUUCAGGCUCAAGCUCUUUCAGCUCAGGAUCUUUCAGCUCAGGCUCUUCAGGCUCAGGCUCUUCAGGCUCAGGCUCUUCAGGUUCCGGCUCUUCAGGUUCCGGUUCCAGCUCAAGUGAUCUUGGCGGUUUGCAUCCAACUGAUAUUGUUUGCCCAGGAGAAGAUGGUUACGACAGUGAUGAUGAUGACUACACCUACACCUCCUCACUGACUUCAACUCCGACUGAAGACUGUGAUGAGGAUGAGGAUGAUGACGACGACGAUGAAGAAGAUUGUGAAGAGACCACCACCUCAACUCCAUACCAAAACAGUACUGCUCCAGCCACCGAAAACUCGACUCUCCAAACUCCAUCGUCAUCUACAUCUUUGAACGGUACUUAUGGAUUCUUGAAGAAUGCUGAAACUGUUGCUGUUACCACUACUCAAAACACAGUAGUAACUGCUUCCGGUGCUGCUGCUACUGAGGAAGCUGAAGUUUCUCAAGUUGCCAAUGCUGCUAACAGAUUGGGAGCCACUGAAAUGAAUGCUGGUUUGUUCACAUUUAUUGCUGUUGCUGGAUACUUGUUGUUAUAA
This is a messenger RNA of Lodderomyces orthopsilosis Co 90-125, 2367 nucleotides long. It is a transcript of the gene PGA25, whose product is annotated as Pga25p. The transcript has a single exon. Lineage: Eukaryota; Fungi; Ascomycota; Pichiomycetes; Serinales; Debaryomycetaceae. Bases 1 to 2367 code for a protein of 788 amino acids. The record is from RefSeq and is a predicted model, not a curated record.